Messenger RNA from Closterium sp. NIES-65, 1130 nucleotides. The record is from the annotation of a GenBank genome assembly. Lineage: Eukaryota; Viridiplantae; Streptophyta; Zygnematophyceae; Desmidiales; Closteriaceae.
AUGCCCUUAACACUAGCCCGCAGGCGUUCGAGAGAGAAUCCGACGUCAAAGUGCGGGCCGCCCUUCAAAGUGCGACGUCACACCGACCCAGCCCAGGCGCACGUGCCGGCACUGAGAGCAGGCACUGCUGCAGCUGAAGGCGGCGUGGGGCGAGUGGGCGGGAAACAGCAACGCCACCACGACGUGCAUCCCCCCCCCAUGCCCCCCCUCCCCAUCUUCCCCUCCCUCCUCUCUCCCCUCCCAAUUGCAUUCCCUGUACCGGCAGUGAAGGUGCUGCUGCAGCUGAAUGCGGCUGAAGGCGCUGCUGCAGCUGAAUGCAGCGUGGGGCGUGUGGGCGGGCAACAGCAACGCCACCACGGCGUGCUCUGCAUGGGAAGGCGUCACCUGCAGCCCCAACGGGCUCGUCGUUUCCCUGGGGGAGAUGGGUUGAAGGAUGUGGGGGGUGGGAUGGGGGAGGACUGGAUAUUUGAAGAAUGGAACUGGGGUGGACGGGAGAUGGGGGAGGAAUGGGAGCUGGUUGGUAUUGCUGAUCUGACCUACUUUUAUCUGUUCGGGCCCAUUCCAUCCCUCGCCACUCUCACUGACCUCACGCACCUAGCUAUUGGGUCGGUUGUUGGUAGCAGUUUCAUCGGCACUCUGGACGGACUGGCCUGGCUCUCCUCCCUCACCAACCUGCAAAUACUGUCUCUACAGUACUUGGCAUUCACAGGGGACCUGUCCUCCCUGCACAUUCUUUCACACCUGAGAAGCCUACAUCAGCUGCAUGUCAGUAGGCUCACCAACGCCACAGGGGAGAUACCCAGAGAGCUUCAAUACCUGACUGCCCUCACUGCACUGGAUCUAUCCAACCUUCAAUUUGUGGAGUUCCCCAUUUGGGUCACUCAACUCACCAACCUUCAGUAUCUGAACGUGUAUUCAAAGUAUCCACACCGGCAGGGGCGAUUGCUGAAUGAUGACCUCUCUCAGCUCACAGCACUCACCUUCCUGUCCCUUUACGGAAACAACCUGGAAGGCUACCUCCCCAAUAGCUGGACCAAUCUGGUCCACCUGCAAAAUCUUAACUUGGGAGUCAACCAAUUUGAAGGCACCAUUCCGGCAACAUUCUCGGCCCUAACUGACCUGACUGCAAU